Molecule: messenger RNA, 3179 nt
Organism: Passer domesticus (house sparrow)
Lineage: Eukaryota; Metazoa; Chordata; Aves; Passeriformes; Passeridae
Gene: KLHL3
Product: kelch like family member 3
Exons: 15
Coding region: 896-2563 (555 amino acids)
Molecular function (GO): protein binding
Source: RefSeq, a predicted model, not a curated record
UUGGCUUUAGACACAGACAACCCUCCUUGACUUGUCUUGUUUGCCUUUGCCUGCCAGGGUUUGAGGGGUGAGCCAUGGACUGAACAGAACAGGGACCUGCCUCAAAGUGCUGCUCCUUUUCAGGUGGGAGCCUUUAGCUCCGAGUGGUUUCACAGGCUUUCAGAUCAGGGAGCUGGAGAUAUUGACCCGCUGUCAGUGGUGUGUACAGAGCCAAUGCUGCCAACAAAGUAAUGAGGACACGUGUGUGCCUUAGGCACCUGUUGGCCUGGUUAAACACAGACAGAGCUGAGUGCCUCUGCUUUGACAUUACCUAUGGAGCUGGUGGUUCUGGUAGGAAGGUUUAAUAAUUCAUUCCAUAUGUUUCAGUGGCAAUAAAUAGACUAUUUCUGAAAUGGAAAGCAGCUUCAGUAAAGCUUUGAAAGCUGUGCAGGGAGAUUUAAUAGCCCUUUUCUACUUGCCUCUAAAGAAGAUACAAGUCAUGUAUUGUGUGCUUGCAUUUUUCAGAUGGGACAUUGAAGGCUAAACUUCUUUUUCUCGGUAUGAAUGUUGAAAAAAUCCAUGGUACUCUUACAGUUCCCAGUGCUGAAGUCUAUUUCUAUUCAGUGAGGCAAUUAUGUUCUGGCUUGAAUUUCAACUUAUACUGCUUUCCUGGCCUGAAGCCUGUAAGACUGGGCUUUGUCCUCAGGUGUUUGGCACUUCUUUCUUUUCUUCCCUGCUGGCUGAAAUGUGGGCUGAGUUGGUUUUCAACAUCCAUGCAGAAGUAGCUGCAUUUUUUGAUGUGCUUCAUGUGGAGAACCUAAACUGACUGACUGACUUCAUUAAGCAGAGUUCCCGUUCCUCUGAGGCAGCUGAAGAUGAAAAGGACCAGCGUACAGUGACAGUCAAUCCCUCCCACAUGAGAAAGGCUUUCAAGGUCAUGAAUGAAUUACGGAGCAAGCGGCUCCUGUGUGAUGUGGUGAUUGUGGCCGAGACCGUGGAGAUGGAAGCUCACCGGGUGGUGCUGGCAGCCUGCAGCCCUUAUUUUUGUGCCAUGUUUACAGGAGACAUGUCCGAAAGUAAGGCCAAGAAGAUUGAGAUCAAAGACGUGGAUGGGCAGACCCUGAGGAAGCUGAUUGAUUACAUCUACACCGCUGAGAUCGAGGUCACGGAGGAGAACGUGCAGGUUUUGUUGCCAGCUGCCAGUUUAUUGCAACUGAUGGAUGUUAGAAAAAACUGCUGUGACUUCCUGCAGUCCCAGCUGCACCCCACGAACUGCCUGGGCAUCCGCGCCUUCGCCGACGUGCACGCCUGCAGCGAGCUGCUGCAGCAGGCCAACGCCUACGCAGAGCAGCACUUCCCUGAGGUGAUGCUAGGAGAAGAAUUUCUUAGCCUUAGUCUGGACCAGGUUUGCAGUUUAAUAUCAAGUGACAAGCUCACAGUCUCCUCUGAAGAAAAGGUCUUUGAAGCAGUUAUCUCUUGGAUAAAUUAUGAGAAGGAGUCUCGCUUAGAGCACAUGGCUAAGCUGAUGGAGCACGUUCGCCUGCCCCUUUUGCCCAGAGAUUACCUGGUACAGACAGUCGAAGAAGAAGCUUUAAUCAAGAAUAACAACACCUGUAAAGACUUCCUUAUUGAAGCCAUGAAAUACCAUUUGCUUCCUCUGGAUCAAAGACAACUAAUAAAGAAUCCCAGGACAAAGCCAAGGACCCCCGUUAGCUUGCCAAAGGUGAUGAUUGUGGUGGGUGGGCAAGCACCCAAAGCCAUUCGCAGUGUGGAGUGCUAUGAUUUUGAGGAGGAGCGGUGGGAUCAGGUUGCUGAGCUUCCCUCACGGAGAUGCAGAGCAGGCGUGGUGUUCAUGGCUGGCAAUGUGUACGCCGUGGGGGGCUUCAAUGGCUCGCUGCGGGUGCGCACGGUGGACGUGUACGACGGCGCCAAGGACCAGUGGACAUCCAUUGCCAGCAUGCAGGAGCGGCGCAGCACGCUGGGCGCCGCCGUGCUCAACGACCUCCUCUACGCCGUGGGCGGCUUUGAUGGCAGCACUGGUCUGGCAUCAGUUGAGGCCUAUAGCUAUAAAACCAAUGAGUGGUUUUUUGUGGCUCCCAUGAACACAAGAAGAAGCAGUGUUGGAGUUGGAGUUGUGGAGGGGAAGCUGUACGCCGUGGGCGGCUACGACGGCGCGUCGCGGCAGUGCCUGAGCACGGUGGAGCAGUACAACCCCGCCACCAACGAGUGGACCUACGUGGCUGACAUGAGCACGCGGCGCAGCGGGGCAGGUGUUGGUGUGCUCAGUGGGCUGCUCUACGCCACCGGGGGCCACGAUGGGCCCUUGGUGAGGAAGAGUGUGGAAGUCUACGACCCAGGGACAAACACCUGGAAGCAAGUAGCAGACAUGAAUAUGUGUAGAAGAAAUGCAGGUGUGUGUGCUGUGAAUGGUCUCCUCUACGUGGUGGGAGGUGAUGAUGGUUCCUGCAAUUUGGCCUCGGUGGAGUACUACAACCCCAGCACAGACAAGUGGACGUUGUUGCCAACCAGCAUGAGCACAGGGAGGAGUUAUGCAGGUGUGGCUGUGAUUCACAAACCCUUGUGACACACGAUCAAGCCAAUGUGAGGAGCAGAAGUGAAGUGGAUCCACCUAGGUGGUGUUGGGAAGAUGACUGAUCUCUGACUUGACCCAUCUCAUUGCUGUUAAUGUCUUAGCAUGACAAGUGAUACGUUGCAAGCAUCAUCCACUCUGCAGUGGAUUGCAUAGCCAAGUGAAAAUCCCUCUGGGGACAUGUUCCAUGCUAGACACGAGGUGUUGCUUGUUAUCUGUGGUGCAAUCAGCUGUUCUUCUCGAUGGCAUGUGUCCUGAGAUAAACACUGUGCUUGGACUGCAGGCACGGGAUUUUUUGUGUGAAACAAAACUGCUACGUUUGGGCAUGUGAGUAAAAAUUAACGUUUCUGGAUUUCUUCCCUACUGAUGCUCCGUGCACAUUGUUGGUUGAACUACUUACUCACUGUGCCUGGAGGGUGGACUUUAUACUGGCAGGGGAAACUUCUGAGUUCCAGCAGACAAAAACAGCAGAAAUGGACUGGAACAGGGUGGUCUGGCUCGAGUGUGACGCUGUCUCAGCCAUACGUUUGUACAUGCCACUGGACUGCUGUAUGUAUCCCUGAAACGCUUGUGGAAAUAAACACCAUGUGGUUUUUCUACUUGCCAUGAA